AUGGCCAUGGACGGCUCCGGUCAAUGGAUCAGCUUCCCUUCCUCGUCGUCCUCGCACGACCAUGAGUGCCACGGGGUGGCAUGGUCGCCGAAGCCGAAGCGCCUCGCGGGGCGUUCCAAGUUCAAGGAGACACGGCACCCGGUGUACCGCGGCGUGCGUCGCCGUGGCGCCCUAGGCGGCCGGUGCCGGUGGGUGUGCGAGGUGCGCGUCCCGGGCAAGCACGGCAAGCGGCUCUGGCUCGGGACGCACCGCACGGCCGAGUCCGCGGGGCGCGCCCACGACGCCGCCAUGCUCACGCUGCGCGGCCCCUCCGCAUGCCCUCUCAAUUUCCCGGACUCCUCGUGGCUCCUCGACGUGCCGUUCGAGGUCCCCGAGGAUCUCCCCGGCGUCCGGCGCGCUGCCCUCGCGGCCGUCGCGGACUUCCAAUGCCGGGAAGAAGCCGCCACCGUCCCCGUCGUCAAUGAGAGUACCUCGUGGGCGACGGCAGAACCUUCUGCCAACAAUGGGAUAUUUGAGGUGCCGGUCGCAAUGGGAAGCGGCGGCAUGUUCGAGCUCGACAUGUCCGGCGAAAUGGACGUGGGCAUGUACUACGCGGACCUCGCGGAAGGGCUGCUCAUGGAGCCGCCGCAGACGACGCCAGAUGAUACCGGGGCGUGCUGGGAAAGCGGAGAGUACGCCGAACUCUGGGGUUGCGAAAUCUGCAGUCUUUGGCUAUAG
Brachypodium distachyon (stiff brome) is the source of this 717-nucleotide messenger RNA. RefSeq names its product dehydration-responsive element-binding protein 1H. Gene Ontology annotation, biological process: regulation of DNA-templated transcription. Lineage: Eukaryota; Viridiplantae; Streptophyta; Magnoliopsida; Poales; Poaceae. The transcript has a single exon. Bases 1 to 717 code for a protein of 238 amino acids. The record is from RefSeq and is a predicted model, not a curated record. Gene Ontology annotation, molecular function: DNA-binding transcription factor activity; DNA binding.